GCUUGGAAAAGCUAAUGUAAGUGCAGUGGUUGCCUUUUACUGCUUAGAAUUGCGCCAACGAUUGCCGCGUCCCAUAUGAUAGCGCAGCAAGCCAUGUUAGAAACGUGCCAUUAGCAUCGGAAUGAUGAUGGGCGAAAGGUAGAAAUAAAAAUUAGAGAAAGAUGAAAGGCUGUUGCUUCGUUACAAGAAUCGGUACUCAUAUAGAGCUUUUGCUUUAAUAUGCAGAGUGAUUAAGGAAUACACGCACAUGGCAGCCAUUAUCAAAGAAUGGGGAAAGGCUGCUCUUCCUUAAACGAAUCUACUUCAGAGCUCGUUUUGUAGCAGACGAAACAUUUCGGGCAUAUAAAGAGGAUGAGUGUGAGCGUUGAUGACCGAUAUGAAUCAGUGGGACAGGUUCUCAACGUUUAUGUUGUUUGGUUUUUAUGGAAUUUCAGAACAAAACAUUGUUUCCUACUGUUAAUGAGUCGUAGAAUCCCAUCAGAAAUCAUUACACUGGAUGUAACGUUUCAUCAUCAAAAAGGAAAGACUACCAUUUGAUAAAUUUUCAAUUGUAACAUAUCAAAAUAAUGACAGACACACUUUGGUGGAACUAUGUUGUAAGAACAGGUUUCAUUUAUAUCAGAUUGCUUUCUUCUAUUCGCAAAACGUAUAUUGCCCCGUUCUGUCGGAAAGCUAUCUUCUAGUUCCACUCGAUGUAAUGAAUUGGAAUAUUGUUUAUACAAUAUCAAGUCUCGCACGUGCUCAUCCUGGAUACUCUCACUCAUACCUCGUGAGUCGAACAAAUUUACGACCAAACGGACAAAAUGAAUAAAAACAUUGUUACAAUAUAGUUGAAGAACACUGCAAACAAAAAGCAUACCAAGAAGAGGAGAUACCAAUGAAUACUGUAUCCCGUUUAUUGCGCAUGAUGACAUACAAGGUUUUAUUAUAGAAUUUCAAAAGCUUUUCUUCAAAAAAGGGGAAAACCCACCAUUCUCGGUGAGUUUGCGCUCAAACCUGGGUGGUGAGUUUGAGGGAUAAGGCGACGAAAGGAUCGUUCUAUCUUUUUCAGACCCAUGCGCCCACUUAUUGCGAACAUUUCCACAACAAACCUUCGGAAAACUUACUUUCCUUCUCAAAAAGGAAUGUAGAUAGCAAAUAGCGGCAGGAAAUGCUGAUUCGAUUUGCUAUAUUCAGGGACGUGAUAGUAGAAAUUUCCUGACGGCGACGGAUCAUUACACGUUGAAUAGUUUCCUACAGAAUUCAUUGUCUCAAAUAUAAAACUAAACACAUUGAAGAGUCGUGUGAAUCGUCUUCAAUUAAUACUGAUCGGAAGAAGGGAUUUUAAAACAACUCCUAAACAGAGAGUAACUUAUAAGGAAAUAUGACAAAUAUUAGCGAAUACGUCAUCAAUGGGACGGGCAGUCGUUGGACGGUAGGAACUAUUAUUUUAGUCCAAUUAAUAACAUUCAAUGAAACUGGAGGACCAGCUGCAAUGAUUGGUUUCGGAUUGGCUGCUUUCUACGCAGUGCUUGCUAGUUUAUGUAAAUCGGGAACCAAAGCAGUGCAGAUCUCUUACAUCCGCACAACCCAUCGCGUGGAUUUUUUUUGUUUAUUCCUUGCGAAAUGGAUGGACAUAUUGGCAUUGUUUUCAGCUUGUGCCAUUGUCGUGCGAACACUAAGCUCUUCCUUGGAUGCUAUGACUGGCGGCGUGGCACGGAUGUACAUAUUAGGGCGCAACUCAGCUGCCAAUGAACCAUGGCCUGAUGUGAUUGGAGUAGUUGUUAUCUUCAUACUAACUGGAAUGUUUAUGCUUGGAUUAGAAAACUCACGCAUUUUUGCAGUUCUCAUGACAACAGCAGUACUGUCCACAACUGUAGUUAUCGUCAUCGUUACGGGAUUCAAGGGAGAUUUUACUCAAUUCAGUUCACAGCUUAUAUUGCCAAACGGACUUGUUGGGUUACUAUCCGGAUCUGCUAUAGCUACGUUUUCGUUCUCAAACGAUUCGUUAAAUGGAAACUUUGUUCAACGUUCUUUCGGAUUGGUAACCAUAAUAUUAGUUCUACUAUCAAGUGAACUUAUUUGCGGAUGUUUCACUACACUAACCAAUUUUAGUAGUGUCAACCACGCAUAUGAAGCUGUGCCGCUGCUUUACAUCUUAGAAGUGAAAGAUUUCCACAAGCUCAUUCCAGCUGUUGCCUGUCUGCUGGUGCUAAUUUGUUCUAGUGCCCUUCUUGAACUGUUUCCAGAAAUGUACACCCAAAUUGCUCAAUUGACAAAAUCUGAGUGGCGAAUUUUGGCAAAACAAAUUGGUUAUGAAAGCAGAGACAGUGGAAAUCCUACGUUAACCAUUUUUACAGGAGGAAGUUUAUGUGCAAUGCUGGCCUUCGCUUGUCCUUUGGAAAAUCUUACUUACAUAUUAGCAGCUAGUCACAUCUUUGCUACGUUGUUGCGAUCGUUCCACUUUCUUUACCAUCCACUUCGUCCUCAUUACUUAGAGCAACAAAAUGAUUCUUCCAGUCUGGUUUAUAGUCGCCUUAGCAACGGAACAAAUUAUAAAUCCAGAAAUUGCACUGGAUCGCUAAGAAAACAUAUUUGGUGCCUUCGAAAAUACACCAACGUCUGUUCUAGUUCCUCCAGUGCCGUGGCGCAUCGCAUAUUUACUGCAAAUCGUGAGCCGUCACCAUCUCGACCUCUAAAUAACGAGGAAAACGAACGCGAAUGGUUACUGCUAGGGGAACCUUCGUCGCCAAAGGAUCCUCAUAGCAAAGCGCCGUGCAUUGUCGAAUCUUCCGUUUUGUCAGAUCAAAUCUCCGACAUCGAAUGCAUCACUUUAGCGAAACCCGAGAACAUGGAUACCGAAGACAGCUCAACUGAUAUUGACGCUAUCGUGGAUGAAUAUAAACAAAAAGUUAAAAUAUCAACCGCUGGACCUUUAGAUAGAAAAUCAGCACGCGUUCCAACGGCCAACAGUUGGUAUUUGGCAAUAAUUUUCAUUGUCAUGAUUGUCCUGGGAUGUGUAAUAACAGCGGCAGGGCUUAUGCUUUUGGAAAAAAUAGUUAUUAUUGUUGGAUUAAAUGUCUCUUUAAUUUCAGGGAUCGUUCUUUGGCUCUUUCCCAGAUAUAGUCAAGCUAAUACAGCGCGACCAAGCUUGAUCACCUGCAUCGUAACAUUACUCGCAUCAUGUAUACUGUUCGCUUCUUCUGUAACAUUAUCGUGGCCCGCGUUGUUGCUUUGGUUUUUAGUGGGAUUUUUGUUAUUCAUUCGCUGUGAUACAUGGUGCUGUUUAUGCUUGGAAACCCCAAACAUAAGGCUUCAUGGUGGGGUAGGUGGACUAUCCGCGAUGUCAACAACCACGAUUCUUACAUCUCGUCCAUCACAAGGAUCGUUCGGGCAUUCGCAAUUAGUUUGCCAAAGUUGACAAUUAAAUUCAACAGAUAGUGAGCUUUUUGAAGACGAAGAAACGGUAGAAGAUUUCACUGACUGAGUAUCGCUAAAUGCAAUUGUUAAAGUAUACUUAGUGACUACUAAUCACACCGUUAGGCACUAGUGCUUGUGUGAGAGCGUCAAUAUAACAGUUUCCAUCCAUUUAGGCUGUAAAAUCAAUUAUUUAUUAUCGUAGCAAAAGCAAUUAACCCAUUAAAGUUUAAUUCAUGCAGAGAAUGCCGCGAUAUAAUACAGAGCAGUCCUUUGCAGCAUAACUAACAUACAAAUUGAAAUUACGAUAAUUAGAAUUAAUAUUUUUUUUUUAUUCAUGGAUUGGCUUUUGAAGAUCCGGGAUAGGAAUCAGUAGACUGAUCGAUCUCUACGAUUAGUUUCAAUACAUAAAGUUAUUCAAAAUGCGAUGAAAAUGUAAUGAAAGUUUCUUAAAAAGAAACAUUGAGUACAUUUUAAGCCUUAAAUAUGCGGCCUUGGAUGUAUGUAAAUCAAUUACACAGAACAUUGUUUUGGUUAAUUGAUUCCUAUUGUUAAAAACAUGCUAUUUAUUGAAGCAAAGAUUCUGCACUCAACUUAAUGUUGUUUAUUAUCUCUAAGUGCUAAAAAUAUAUUUCUUUCUUAAUAGAACCCGAAAACAUUGUCUGAUUUAGCGAAAACAUUCAAACUGUACAAACCACGGUCCGGGUCUGCAUUCUAUCACAUUCACAUGGAAUGUCUAAAAUAUUGCCGAAAUUCAUAUUUUUAAUUUUUUGUGUGACAUAUAUUUUAGUGACGUACUCAAAAUACUAACAGAUAUACUUUAAAAGCUGCUGUUUAUUAUGGCAUUUGCAAAAACAGGUAUAGGUAGAUAUUUUUUUACAAACAAAUCGUCAAACCGAUUUUGGUUCGAUUCAAAAGACUUGCCCGUUUAAGCGACGAACCCGGUCGAUCACACUAUGAUCAAUUUUUUAACUUCAAAAAUCUGCUAAAAAUCAAA
This is a messenger RNA of Anopheles aquasalis, 4393 nucleotides long. It is a transcript of the gene tadr, whose product is annotated as torn and diminished rhabdomeres. Lineage: Eukaryota; Metazoa; Arthropoda; Insecta; Diptera; Culicidae. Gene Ontology annotation, cellular component: plasma membrane. Gene Ontology annotation, molecular function: amino acid transmembrane transporter activity. The record is from RefSeq and is a predicted model, not a curated record. Gene Ontology annotation, biological process: amino acid transport.